Molecule: messenger RNA, 1644 nt
Organism: Oryzias melastigma (Indian medaka)
Lineage: Eukaryota; Metazoa; Chordata; Actinopteri; Beloniformes; Adrianichthyidae
Product: nucleoredoxin-like protein 1
Exons: 4
Coding region: 180-875 (231 amino acids)
Biological process (GO): photoreceptor cell maintenance
Cellular component (GO): mitochondrion
Source: RefSeq, a predicted model, not a curated record
GUUAAUUAACCAGAUUGAGAGAGAAGAGAGUGAAAAUAACUAAAAUUACACAAAUGAAAGCAAGGAAAACCAAACAAAUCAAAGCAAUGUUUUGAAAUAAGAAGAGUUUUGGACAUACAGGAUUUCUUGUGGGAGUGGAGGCUUUCAAGGGUUUUUAAACCGAGCCCUCCUCCUUCAUCAUGGUGGACCUGUUUCUAAAUCGAGUCCUGGUAGAAAAUAACUCGGAUCAGGAUGAACUCAAUACAGAGCGGGAGAUCAUUGGGAUCCUGGAGAACCGCAUCAUCUUGCUGUUCUUUGCAUCCAUGGACUGUGAGAAAUGCCACAAGUUUGUGCCGGUCCUCAAUAAUUUUUUUAAAAGACUCAAAGAUCCAGCUUAUAUUGAAUACCCGAAGUUGCUUGCACUCAUAUACGUCAGCUUGGACGAGUCGGAAGAGCAGCAAGAGAGAUUUCUAAAAGAAAUGCACGAGAAGAUGUUAUUUCUCACCUUUGAUGACCCAUACAGAAAGGAACUGCAGAGCAUUUUUAAGGUAAAGGACGUCCCAUCAGUAGUGGUCCUGCGCCCUGAUGGCUCCGUCCUGUCUCCAAACGCGGUCCACGACAUCCACCGUCUCGGCACCAGCUGCUUUCACAGCUGGCAGGAGUCGGCUGAGAUCGUGGAGAGGACAUUCAUGCUCAAUGAGGAGUUCGAUGACCUGAACCUCCGCAGUGCCACUGACCCUGUGAGGAGGCUCAAAUACAAGACGGAGGACGACAAGAGAAGAAAGAGAUGGUGGAAGUUAUGGGGGAAAGAAGAUGGAAGCGGUGAGAAGGAGAAAGAUGAGACGCUGGGUGACAGAAGGAAGGAGCCAGAUAAAGGAACGUGGAGAAAAAGAUGAAAAGAAUAAACCUGUAGACUCAACCAAAUGAUUUAAAAUAAUAUUCCUGUUCCACUGGCCUAAAUGCAAUAAUCUAUUUAUUCUAAUGAGGCUUGUGUUUGUCUUUUUUUCUAAUUAUUACUAGUAAAAUGAUUCAUAUAUAAAUAUAUCAACUCCAUCAGUACUUUGAAGUUAUUUUCCUGUUGUUCACACAAACUCACGUUUUGAAGCCGAUGCCAAGAGUUGUUCAUUUAAAGAGGCUGAAUCAAAGGAUCAUAAUGUGUCGUUGGAAUGUGUGUUUAAAUAAAAUGUUGCCAAAAAUGAAGACACUUUAGAAUCAGAAACAGGUUUUAUCUACAGCUUAAGAUCCAUGUUAUUAAACAAUGUUGUUAAUAAAAAAAAAAUGUUAUGGGAAAUCUCUGUCUGUGCAAAGUUCAUGGGACAAACGAAUGAGGCGUCACCGGUCACGCUCAAACACAGAAUCUUUAACGCACUGUAACUUUUCAACCUGCAGAUUCUGCUGGAAUUAUCGUGUUAACGGUUGCAAAGUUGCAGUAAAUCAAAAAACUUAAACACUGGAGCUCUUUACGUAUUUUUACAAGAAAAGUUCUCUAAAAACUACUGUAAAUCCACUCUACAAGUGUAGAGAACAGUUUGUACCAAUGCUACAGUGCAUUGGGUAGACUUCUAUCAGUCUAUCCAUUCACUAACUUAACCUCACUGCACAUGUAAAGUGGAUGUUGAUCAAAGCGGUCCAGCCUCUCUCUUCUAGACCACUUCUGCAGCUUCC